Molecule: messenger RNA, 1623 nt
Organism: Penicillium brevicompactum
Lineage: Eukaryota; Fungi; Ascomycota; Eurotiomycetes; Eurotiales; Aspergillaceae
Product: MRS7 family protein
Exons: 3
Coding region: 1-1623 (540 amino acids)
Biological process (GO): intracellular monoatomic cation homeostasis
Cellular component (GO): mitochondrial inner membrane
Molecular function (GO): ribosome binding
Source: RefSeq, a predicted model, not a curated record
AUGUCCGCCACGAUGAGAUCGACCGGGUUGGUCCGCGGAACUCCUGCUUUCCGGUCUGCACUUAUGGCCCGUAAUCGCUCAAGUGCUUUGAGUCCGGCCUCCGUGGCAGCCCGCAACCUCCUCCGAAAUGGCCGCGACCUUCCAUCUCAGAUCUCAGCACUUGCCAUCUUGAUGCCUCAGCGUGGCUACUCUACCGAGCAAUCCACAUCGAACUCUUCCCAAAACUACCCUCCCCCCGGGUUCAAUGCCGAGCAAGCAAAGAAGCCAAUUCCCCAAGAUCAGACUGCGCAACCGCAACAAGCCGUUGCCAAGAACCAGAUCGAGGCCAAGACCGAGGCCAGCAAGACACAAUCUACCGGAGCCGUUUCGCAGAGCAAUGCCGAGGAGCAGAAAAUGGUUGAAAAGAAGAGCGCCAAAAAGUUGACCCUUGGACAGAAGGUCAAGAAGGAGUUGCAGCACUAUUGGGAUGGUACAAAGCUGCUCGCCACCGAAGUCAAAAUUAGCUCCCGGUUAGCAUUGAAGAUGGCCGGUGGAUAUGAGCUGAGUCGCCGUGAGCACCGCCAGCUUCAACGCACAACCAAAGAUCUAGGACGUCUGGUUCCAUUCUCGAUGUUCCUUAUCGUUCCUUUCGCCGAGCUUCUGCUCCCCGUCGCCCUCAAGAUCUUCCCCAACAUGCUCCCCAGCACCUACGAAGGUCAGAAGGCCCGCGAUGCGAAAGCCCUGAACCUGAGCUCGACCCGCAAAGAAGUUUCCGGCUUCUUGCGCAACACCCUACGUGAGACCGGUCUGCCUCUGACCGCUGCCACCGUUAAGAACGACGAGUUUGCGGACUUCUUCCGCAAGAUCCGCACCACCGGUGAAUCUCCCUCUACCGAAGAUGUCAUCAAGGUCUGCAAGAUCUUCAAGGAUGACUUGACUCUCGACAACCUUUCCCGACCCCAGCUUGUCGGUAUCUGCCGCUACAUGAACCUGAACACUUUCGGCACCGACGCCAUGAUCCGCUACACCAUCCGUCACCGCAUGCGCCAGAUCAAGCGUGAUGACCGCGCGAUCUUCUACGAGGGCGUUGACUCCCUCUCCGUCCCCGAGCUUCAGAUGGCCAGCGCCUCCCGUGGUAUCCGCACACACGGCGUGUCUCCCGCGCGUCUGCGUGAGGAUCUCGGCAUGUGGCUCGAGCUCCGUUUGAAGCAGGGCGUUCCCUCCACCCUCCUCGUCCUGAGCAACGCCUACCUGUACACCCAGGGUGGCAAGGAGUCCGAGAUGGCAUCCCAGAUUGAUGCUCUGAAGUCCGUGCUUUCCAGCAUUCCCGAGGAGCUGUUCCACGAGAUCGAGCUCGAGGUGCACAACGCCGAGGGCGCUGCAACCAACAAGCAGCGUCUUGAGGUCAUCAAGGAGCAGGAGGAGCUGAUUGAGGAGGAGAACGAGCAGAACAGCGAGAAUGAGGGCAAGGGUGUCGCCGCGCCUAAGGAUACUGAGGACAUUGAUGAGAAAGAGGAAUCCAAGCAGGAUCCUGCCUCGAGCGAGUCCAAGCAGUCCGACGAGGCUAACGAGGCUGUUGCGGAAGGUGAGCGUGCCGCCGAGACACCCGAGUCAAAGGGCGGAAAGAAGAGCGAGAGCUCUUAA